Molecule: messenger RNA, 885 nt
Organism: Rasamsonia emersonii CBS 393.64
Lineage: Eukaryota; Fungi; Ascomycota; Eurotiomycetes; Eurotiales; Trichocomaceae
Product: RNA polymerase I and III transcription factor complex component Tbp
Exons: 3
Coding region: 1-885 (294 amino acids)
Biological process (GO): DNA-templated transcription initiation
Molecular function (GO): RNA polymerase II general transcription initiation factor activity; DNA binding
Source: RefSeq, a predicted model, not a curated record
AUGGAAUCGCUCACAACCCACCCUUCGACCGCACAGCAGGCGAAGGCGUUCACUUCCCCGGCGUCGCUCUCGUUUCCGGGAGGCGCUGGGGAUCUGACCCCGCCUUCCUCUGAAAAAGAGGGAAACGGUCAAGGCGUGAACGGCCAGCAGCAGGGAGGGAAUGCCGGUGCUGUAGGCAACGGGGUGACGCCCGCAACUCCAGCUGCGACUCCUGGUGCCAACACUCCGGGGAGCGGCAUUGUGCCUACGUUGCAACUGUUUUCAAGAAACAUUGUCGCAACCGUCAACCUGGACUGUCGCCUGGAUCUGAAGACCAUUGCUCUCCACGCCAGAAACGCGGAGUAUAAUCCAAAGCGUUUUGCUGCCGUGAUCAUGCGUAUCCGGGAGCCUAAGACUACGGCGCUGAUCUUCGCAUCCGGCAAGAUGGUCGUUACCGGUGCCAAGUCUGAGGAUGACUCCAAGCUGGCGUCGAGAAAGUACGCUCGGAUCAUCCAGAAGCUCGGCUUCAACGCCAAGUUCACGGACUUCAAGAUCCAGAACAUCGUGGGCUCUUGUGAUAUCAAGUUCCCCAUCCGUCUGGAGGGUCUCGCCAGCCGUCACCACAACUUCAGUUCUUACGAGCCGGAGUUGUUCCCUGGUCUCAUCUACCGCAUGAUGAAGCCCAAGAUUGUCCUCUUGAUCUUCGUCAGUGGCAAGAUAGUCCUCACUGGUGCCAAAGUCCGUGAAGAGAUCUACCAGGCGUUCGAGUUGAUAUACCCCGUGCUCUCUGGUAAGGUGACCCAGUAUACUGGGUUGUUCGAGGGCAAGAUGGCUAACAUUGCGUUCAAGAUUUCCGCAAGGUCUAAACAUCACAGGUCUAACGUGGAGGUCCACCACCUGUGGUGA